AUGAGCGGUCAAUCGACGAUGGCCGUGCUCGGCUGCGGUACCAUGGGUACUGCCAUUCUCUCCGGCGUGCUUGACUGUCGCGCUAGCCAGAAGGACGGCGACGUAGAGGUCAAGAAGCCCACGAACGAUGAGCUGACCGAGGAGGACAUUGUGCCUCUCCCGGAGAAGUACAUCGCGACGGUCAACCGCAUCGAGUCGCAGCGCCGCCUCAAGAAGACGUUCGAAGAGGCGAACUACGACGUCGAGGUUCUGCAGGGAUCGAACGUCGAGGCCGUGCAGCGUGCCGACAUCGUCCUUCUCGGCUGCAAGCCCCAGAUGCUCCCCGUGAUCCUCAAGGAGGAGGGCAUGCAGGAGGCGCUCAAGGACAAACUCCUCAUCAGUAUCGCGGCCGGCGUUACCAUUGCGCAGAUCGAAAAGAUGGCGCCGACCGCGCGCGUCGUCCGUGCGAUGCCCAACACCCCGAGCAAGAUCCGCGAGGGUAUGACGGUGGUUUCGCGCCUGCCCAAGAACUCGCCGCCGAGCGACCGUGCGCUGCUGAACACCAUCUUUUCGGCGGUGGGCCGCUGCAGCUUCAUGGACGAGAAGCACUUUGACGCGUGCACCGCGCUCGCCGGCUCGGGCCCUGCCUUUACGACGCUCUUCCUCGAGGCGAUGACCGACGGCGGUGUGAUGAUGGGCCUGCCCCGCGCCGAGGCGCUCGAGCUCGCUGCGCAGACGAUCCAGGGCGCCGCGCGCAUGGUGCUGCAGACGGGCCGUCACCCGGCCGCGAUCAAGGACUCGGUCACGACGCCGGGUGGAUGCACGAUCGCCGGCCUGCUCCAGAUGGAGGACGGCCGCUUGCGCUCGACGGUCGCGCGCUCGAUCCAGACGGCUGCGGAGCACGCUGCAGGUCUCGGCAAAGACAAAUAG
Malassezia japonica is the source of this 909-nucleotide messenger RNA. It is a transcript of the gene PRO3, whose product is annotated as pyrroline-5-carboxylate reductase. Bases 1 to 909 code for a protein of 302 amino acids. Gene Ontology annotation, molecular function: pyrroline-5-carboxylate reductase activity. Gene Ontology annotation, biological process: L-proline biosynthetic process. Lineage: Eukaryota; Fungi; Basidiomycota; Malasseziomycetes; Malasseziales; Malasseziaceae. The record is from RefSeq and is a predicted model, not a curated record. The transcript has a single exon.